This is a messenger RNA of Trypanosoma brucei brucei TREU927, 2382 nucleotides long. RefSeq lists its product as hypothetical. The record is from RefSeq and is a predicted model, not a curated record. The coding region runs from base 1 to 2382 and encodes 793 amino acids. The transcript has a single exon. NCBI's taxonomy places the organism in Eukaryota, Euglenozoa, Kinetoplastea, Trypanosomatida, Trypanosomatidae.
AUGUCAAAGCCAACUCGGAAGUCAGUCAGUGAGAGGAACCAAAGUGAAAGCUCAGCGUUGAGACCGUCAAUUUCCCCAUCUACACGAUGGAAUGAUAGUGUUGACAGGGGAAGCAGCUGCAGCAGUAUAAGGAUCGACUACCAACGCCUUAUGGACAGCCACACAAGACGCGCAGAGGUAAUAGCGCAGUAUAGGCAGCUGGUAAUGAACAGGAGGUCACAAAACGGGCAGGGUGAACCCACCGUGUGUGACGAAGAACGGAGUGACUGGCUGAGGGAAGAUGAGUGGGAUCGGCUCUUCAGUCUAGAGGAAGAGCGGUGUUCCUGUAUCAACGGAGAACAGGAGCCUCCAUUGAGGGAAGAGGGAGAAGUGAUUCUUAAACAAAAGGAGGAGGUGGAGGAAGACAGGGAACUCAGGGCGAAGGAAGAGGAAGAGGACCGCAAGCGCAAGCAGAGGGAAGAGGAAGAGCGCAAGCGUAAACAAAGGGAAGAAGAGGAAGAGGACCGCAAGCGCAAGCAGAGGGAAGAGGAAGAGGACCGCAAGCGCAAGCAGAGGGAAGAGGAAGAGCGCAAGCGUAAACAAAAGGAGGAAGAGGAAGAAUGGAAGCGCAGGCAGAGGGAGGAAGAUAAGCGGAGGAACAGGCCAAAAGAUGAAGUAGAGCUGAAGGUCCAAGUGGAACAAGAGGAGGAGCGCAUGCUUCGACUGACAGAGGAAGUGAAACGGGAGCUUCAUUUAAAAGAGGAGAUGGAUCUGCAACUUCGACUGCAGCAAGAAGAAGGGCAGGAGCCCGAGUUAAGGGGUGAAGAAGAGCACAAUCGGCAAUCACAAAGCGCUGUUCCCAGAAGGACCAUGAGUGCGGAGAGCGAUAAUCGGAGUGUAUCUCCACGAACAACUGCCACGUCACGUGCCUCAGCUCAACUUGCCUCUGGUGCCGCCGUAAUGUCCUCCCUCCGAAGCAGCAGCCCCUCCUCGUGGCGUGCAUCCCAUGGCGGCAUUAGCAUGCUUCCAAUGAGUGUAGUGGCCAUGAAAAAACCAUCCGAGCAGCACCCUUUAGAGUCUUCGCGUCGACGUGAGGGAGAAAACAGCGGGAGCACUAGAGUACGACAAAGCCUCGUAUACCCACUUGUCUCACCUACAACGGCAACACUUUCGCCAGUAACCAAUCCAUCGGCUCGCGCAAAUUCACGGAGUGAAAAACAUCCGGGGGACACACCAGACAGUGUCAUCUCCACAAGCAAGCAGAGCACUGCGCAUAACAGUAAGGUUGCUGUGCGUGAAGAAAAUAAUGUGGAGAAGCCAGCAGCGAAGGCGUCCGUGUCAUCGUCAACGCACAAACGUGCGCCCACCCCCACAUCGGUUGCGAAGAGCAGUACGAAACGUAGCGGUACCAUGAGCAGCGAGACAAAGAGUUCCACGAAGCGUUCCACACACGGAGGGAAAGAACAGAGUGAACUGCAACCGAGGUCUCAGCAAAAUAUCAAGCAACGCCAACAAGCCAUUCGUGAGGUGGAGGACCCGUCAUUGCUUACUUCGGCAACCGCACACACCAUCAAAGUCUCGACUCCCUCUCGUGAAGGACCUCGUUCCCAGGCCGUUGCUGCCGAUGCCGUUGAUGGUGCUUGUCAUAGCAUCAGUAAUGAGAGCAGCAGUCGCCAAAGCGAGUGGGCACCCCGGUUGCCAACAACGGUACACGAACCGGCGCCCCAGGCCAAAUCUCGUGACGGUAAAAUGGGAUCGGAGGCGCCGAGGGUUGAUCCCGAAGAUGCCUUCCAUGCUAGUAAAUUUGAUACGAGAACUGUAUCUACAAAUCUAUCCAGUGUUCUACCUGCGCGCGCGCCUGCAGGUUCCACGAUGGAAGAGGAGCUGCUACUCCUACUUCGAGAGUCACAAAAAGGAGUUUCCUCCUCCACCGAACCUUCAGUGCGCGUGUCCCCUACCCGUCGCUCCACUGUUUUCGGUACACAAACCAACAGGGGCUCCUGCAUCGCUUCGGCAGCAGCAGUUCUUCAAGGGAUGCUCAGGAGGUCUCGUGAAGUGGUUCCCUGUUACUAUUGUGGUGAAAUGCAACCCCUAAAAACGUAUUCCCUGCAUUUAGAUUUUUGCCGCACCAAAACAACGGCUCUGUAUAGGCGGUAUGGUCUCAGUACGCUGCGCCUCAAUAUGGGAAUACCGACUCGGUGCAUUCCAGAGGCCGUGUCUGAAGCUACAAGAGAAGAACUUGACGCCUUUACCCGCGCUUGUUAUGAAUGUGUGAAGGUGUCAAUCAUUCCCUGUCCAGGAUGUGGCACACACAUGCGCGUGCACGAUCUUCCUGAACACGCGGAAGCCUGCAAGAGCGGUGCAAAUUCAGGUCGUAGGACGACAGUUUCUUCCAAAUCGUAG